Macrobrachium nipponense is the source of this 1760-nucleotide messenger RNA. Its product is annotated as juvenile hormone esterase-like. The record is from RefSeq and is a predicted model, not a curated record. The transcript is spliced from 11 exons. NCBI's taxonomy places the organism in Eukaryota, Metazoa, Arthropoda, Malacostraca, Decapoda, Palaemonidae. Bases 1 to 1698 code for a protein of 565 amino acids.
AUGGUUGACAAACUUUAUGUAGCCUACAGCUAUCCAUGGUUCAACAAAGUCGGAAACUCACACUCAUUUGUAUUGAGUGAGGAAGGUGAAGGUAACAGAGGUGAAGGAAUAAGAGACCCUGUUCCUGUCGAAAGUUGGACUGGUGUCAAGAAUGGAUCGGUAAUUCCUCCACCAUGCCCUCAAAUACCAUUUAUUGCAGCUACAUUGAGGACUCCAAGAUAUAUUGGAAAUGAAGACUGUUUAUAUUUAAGCAUAUUUACCAACAAGCCAAACGAAGAAGCCGCUGCCUUACCAGUGAUGGUUUUUAUUCACGGGGGAGCCUUUUUUUCUGGCGGUAUCGACCGAUAUUCCCCAUACGUUCUCAUGAAUGAAGACAUUGUAUUCGUUCUUAUUCAGUAUAGGCUUGGAAUUCUAGGUUUUCUGUCCACCGAAGAUGACGUCAUCCCAGGGAACUUUGGUAUGAAGGACCAAGUGUUAGCUCUGCAGUGGAUACAAGAGAAUAUUCAUCAUUUUGGUGGCGAUAAAACUCGUGUCACUAUAUUUGGAGAAAGCGCUGGUGGGGCUUCUGUCCAUUUUCAUGUUCUUUCGCCUUAUUCCAAAGGGCUUUUUUCAACGGGUAUUAUGCAGUCGGGAACAUUAUUUAGCCCUUGGGCUAUGGGGGGUGCCUUUAGAGAAGUGGCCACGUACACUGGAAAACGGUUCAAUUGUUAUGGCAUGAGCGCGCCCAGUGACCAGUCCAGCGAAUCUCUUCUUUCUUGUCUUCAAAGGGUUGAUGUUGUUAAUCUCACUCUCAGCCUUCAGGAUCACAUUCACUGGAACUUCAAUCCUGUCCUUAUGGGUCCAAGAGUGGACGGGGAUUAUUUACCAGAAGAACCAGAAAUCCUGGUGAAGGAAGGCCGGUACAACAAAGUCAACCUUAUUUCAGGUGUUACGUCCCACGAAGGAGCCCUCUUUGUCUUUCCAUUAUUUUCGAAUGAGGCUCUCAGAUAUGACCUGUUGAAUAACUUCAAGGAAAUGGGACCGGCCUCACUCGAUAUCAGAGAUGGAGAUGUAUCACCUGCGGAGCUAGCUCAGCGAAUUUUUGAUUAUUAUGUUGGUGGUGUAAAAGUCAGUCCUGAAGACGCUGAUAAUCUCUGUAAAAUGUAUAGUGACUGGCAAUUUUCAUUAGGACAUGAUUUAGUUGCCAAGUUCCACAUCAAAAGUUCCCCUGAAGUUCCGAUUUAUCUGUACGAGUUAAACCACAGAGGACAGCGAUCCCUCGGUGAUUACUACACAGCAGGUGUUGGCGAGACAUGGGUUAGUCAUGUAGAUGACUUAUUCUACCAAUUUACCGGGGGUGACACCAUAUGGAAGCCUCUUGAGAGAGAAGAGGAUCUGAAGUUAAGGGACAUUAUGACAAAACUUUGGUAUAACUUUGGUGCGACAGGAAAUCCAGCACCAGACGAUUCACUGGGAUUUACUUGGGAACCUGCAAGUGAGGCUAAGUUUGAUCAUCUCUCUCUUACCCCAUCACCCUUCAUGGAGGAGGAUAGGAGACGGGAGGUACGGAAAUUCCUAGAGAGUCUGCCAACAAAACUGAAUUAUAUCUUGCACCCAGAAUCUGUUUCAACAGAGCAACUCCAAACGUUGAGGGAAGAAAAUACUGGAGCGGCAAAUAUCAAGAGUCCAAGGAAAUAUAUAGCAAAAGAUGAGCUGUAGCAGUCAAAAAGUGUAACAGUGGAAAUGCUACCCACCAACUAAUAAAAGAGUAAAGCUAAAGA